Messenger RNA from Oncorhynchus masou masou (cherry salmon), 1672 nucleotides. Its product is annotated as potassium voltage-gated channel subfamily A member 7-like. The record is from RefSeq and is a predicted model, not a curated record. Gene Ontology annotation, biological process: protein homooligomerization; potassium ion transmembrane transport. NCBI's taxonomy places the organism in Eukaryota, Metazoa, Chordata, Actinopteri, Salmoniformes, Salmonidae. Gene Ontology annotation, cellular component: voltage-gated potassium channel complex; membrane. Gene Ontology annotation, molecular function: delayed rectifier potassium channel activity; protein binding. The transcript is spliced from 2 exons. Bases 1 to 1596 code for a protein of 531 amino acids.
AUGGAAAACAACGACCCAGAAGGAGGUGGAGAAGGAGGAAGGAGAGACAUAGAAGAAGGAGAGAAAGACAAACGGCUGAAGAACCAACUCAACAGCGAGGAGAAGGGCGAGAAAGAGAACCAAGUGGGCGGUGAGAAGGAGAGGAAGUGGGUGAACCGGCGGUCCGGAUCACUGUGGAGGAGCGGCUGGGCACCGAGCGAACGUCUUGCGAUCAACGUCUCAGGGAUGCGCUACGAGACCCAGCUCCGCACCUUGGCCCAGUUCCCAGACUCCAUGCUGGGCGACCCCAGGCGGCGGCUACGCUACUUUGACCCAUUGCGCAAGGAGCUCUUCUUGGACCGCAACCGGGCCUGUUUUGACGCCAUCCUCUACUUCUACCAGUCGGGCGGGCGGCUCCGGCGGCCCGCCAACGUGCCCCUGGACAUUUUCAUAGACGAGCUGUAUUUCUAUGAGCUGGGCGAGGAGAUCAUGGCACGCUUCAAGGAGGAUGAGGGUUUCCCCAAGGAGGAAGCCCCAUCGCUGCCCGUCAACGAGGUCCAGCGGAGUCUGUGGAUGCUUUUCGAGCACCCGGAGUCGUCAUCGGGCGCGCGCAUCAUUGCCAUCGUCAGCGUCAUGGUGAUCGUGGUGUCCAUCCUCAUCUUCUGCCUAGAGACGCUGCCUGACUUCAGGAGCGAGAAGGAGCUUCGUGAGGAGUACUUCUACAAGUACCACGCCCACGACAAGAACAUCUCCAUGCACAUGCUUCCCCCCGCCAGUGUCUUCCAGGAUCCCUUCUUCCUGGUGGAGACUAUAUGUAUCUGCUGGUUCUCUUUUGAGCUGUUCAUGCGUUUCAUCUGCUCGCCCAGCAAGAUGCACUUUUUCAAGGACGUGAUGAACAUCAUCGACUUCACCGCCAUCCUGCCCUUCUUUGUGACACUGGUCACCGAGCUCUCCAAGGACACGGAGAACGCACCGGGAAUGUCCCUGGCCAUCAUCCGUGUAAUCCGGUUAGUUCGAGUGUUCAGGAUCUUCAAGCUGUCCCGCCACUCCAAGGGCCUGCAGAUCCUGGGCCAGACGCUGAGGGCCAGCAUGCGUGAGCUAGGCCUACUCAUCUUUUUCCUCUUCAUUGGCGUCAUCAUCUUCGCCAGCGCCGUCUUCUUCGCCGAGGCCGACCACAAGGACACAGCGUUUGUCAGCAUCCCCGGCGCAUUCUGGUGGGCCGUGGUUACCAUGACCACCGUGGGCUACGGUGACAUGUACCCAGAGACGGUGUGGGGCAAGCUGGUUGGCUCCAUGUGCGCCAUCGCCGGCGUGCUUACCAUCUCGCUGCCCGUGCCCGUCAUCGUGUCCAACUUCAGCUACUUCUACCACCGCGAGACAGAGUGCGAGGACCAAACCCAGUACACACACAUCAGGACCUCGCUGUGGGAGGACGAGGAGCACGAGGAGGGGGAGGAAGGGGAGGAAGAAGGGGACGGAGAAGGAGAUUACAAUGCCAUAGAGGGCAUCUGCAACCCUCUGAAUAGGACUCUUUUGGGGGGGCUGUGCACUGGGCAGAGCAGGGAGUUGAGUGGGGCAAAGAUGUACCUCAGGGAAUCCCUGGUAACUCAGGUGUGACAACAGGAUGUGACAACAGGAUGACCCUCAGUUGUGAUCCUGUCACAAAAAGAGAGAGAAACAAAAGAGUGAAAAA